GCGUAAAGACCAUUAGUCCGUGUUUGACGUUGUUCGCGCGAUCGUCUCUGCAUGCGUGUUUUCGGUUUGGUUGUUUAUUAUCGUUUUCAUUUUCGUUUUGCGUAAAUUAUUUUAACGUAAUAUUUUAACCGUCUCGUCUGAGUGUUAUUUUAAUUAUUUAAAUGUUUUGAUUUUAAAACGAUAUUGAACGACAUAUUUUGUGAUGUACUUUUAGUACAGUUUUUAUUGUUUUCGUAUUUGAAAAAUAUUAUUUUUUCACGUGACGUGUGUUCAUUAUUUUAAUUGGCUCGUGUCUGUACCUAUACAGACAGCAAAACUAUUUUACUAUAAUAUGGAUGCAACUGCGAAUGUGAUAAAAGGUCGUCAAGAGCAACAGUGAACCUCAAGAAGGCGGUCUUGUCAUAGUUGAAAAAGAUACAGCGAAACAUUACUAUCGUGUCUGCUGUCCAACGUCGCGAUUUCAUCGCCAUUCUAUCGAAUACUGAUCAGGUCGUAUUAUAUGAAUUGGAAGUUGCAAAGAGUCUGAUGGCACAGCAGCUAUGAUGUCGAUCAAUUUGGUUUGGCUGUGUUCCCUACUGGUGUUGUUGGGUUACAAAUGGACCGACGCUACAGACCUAUCUCAAUGCAUGUCGGCACUCGGCAUGCAGUCCGAAGUGAUAAAAGACGACGAUUUAACCGCUAGUUCUUCUUUCGAAAUUGGAAAUGUCGGACCGCAGAACGCCAGGGUACGCACAGAAAAAGAAGGGGGUGCUUGGUGUCCAAAAGAGCCGGUCACUAGGGAACCCACCGAAUGGCUUGAAGUCAAUUUACACGUGGUAAGAGUGAUCACGUCAGUGGAGACUCAAGGCAGGUUUGGCAAUGGACAAGGUCAAGAGUUCACCGAAGCAUUUCUGAUUGACUACUGGAGACCAAAGCUUGGAAAAUGGGUCCGAUACAGAAACAUUACUGGACAGGAGAUACUGAUCGGUAACAUCAACACGUACUUAGAACACAAACAAGAACUGAAUCCUCCGAUUUGGGCGUCGAAAAUUAGAUUCUUGCCGCACAGCUACCACACCCGACAGGUGUGCAUGCGAGUCGAGCUCUACGGAUGUCCGUGGACAGAUGGCAUUCUAAGUUACUCGAUGCCGCAAGGUGAUAAACGCAGCCCGGAAUGGGAGUUUUACGAUUCCACGUACGACGGAUAUUGGGACGAUGAAUUACAAAGAGGUCUUGGCCAACUGACCGAUGGCAAAGUUGGACUCGAUAACUUUAGAAUGGGAUACUAUGACACCGAAAGAGGUCAAGGAUGGGUUGGUUGGAGAAAUGAUACGCGAAGUGGUCAAGCGAUUGAGAUCAAAUUUGAAUUCGACAAGGUCCGAGAGUUCACCGGGGUUCAUAUAUAUUGUAACAACCAGUUUCAAAAAGAUGUACAGGUGUUUUCCGAAGCGAGUAUUUUAUUUAGUGUGGGAGGAAAAGUAUACUCAUCGGAACCGUUGACUUACACUUACAUGGAAGACAGGAUAUUUGAGUCGUCCAGGAAUGUCAGCAUCAAGUUGCACAGGAGAGUCGGCCGUUUCAUUAAGCUUAGGCUGUCUUUUGCUGCCAAAUGGAUCAUGCUCAGCGAGAUAACUUUCGAUUCUGAUGUCGCGCAGGGCAACUUCUCCGAGGAAAAUAUUGUGCUGACAGAGCCACCGAUUCAAAAGGACGGAUCGGCGAUGAAAGAUCAUCAGGACCCUCUGAGACCGGAACUCCCAAUCCCCACCGCAAAAGACGAGGACCAGACGUACAUGGCGAUCAUCAUCGGCGUGCUUAUGGCGGUCAUCAUACUGCUGGCAGUAGCUAUUUUCCUGAUCGUGUCCCGUCACCGGCGGAGGAAGUGCUUCGCCAGUCCGUUGGUGGGCAAGAGCGCACUGGCCACGGGCAACGGGUGUCCGGGUAUGUCUUCGGGCAGCAGCUGCGGCACGGGCGGCAGUUACAAGGAAGCCGGCACGGGCAGCUCGGUCAGCCACCACGGCGGCACCGGUCACGGCCACCCGGCAGGCACCGUCAACGCUCAUCUGCACGACAUGGACAGGCUGAUCCAGCUGGACGCCGAACCGUACCAGGAGCCGUACCACGCGCACACGCCGUUCUACAGUUACAGUACCGUGGUGGUCGGCCGCAACAUGGAUUCAGGUAACUCUGCGUACGAAUACGCUGUGCCCGAGACCGGAACCAUGCCAUUACUCACAACUUCGCCACCGCCACCACCGCCACCGUCAGCUCCUCCUGUGGCUCCUGUCACGACCGACACGUUUGCCAGGAACAAAAUGUAUCCCACGGACGAAAGCAGAAGUAGUAAAAAAUCUUCGCAAAAACAAGAAUCCCAGACCGCAUUGAAACGCCGGCUCGAACAAACGCCCGUGCCCGAAUUCCCACGGCACCGUCUGCGUAUGUUGUCCAAACUCAGUGAGGGUAAUUACGGAGCGAUUUACGUGGCUGAAGCGGACGGCAUCAACGAAUACAACUCUAAAAUUACGCUGGGCAAGAGGCUGGUGGCCGUAAAAUUCUUCUCGCCCGCGUUGUCGGAAAAAGAGAGAGCUGAACUACAAAACGACGUGAGGAUAUUGGCCGGUCUGGAAGAUCAAAACAUCGCCAGAGUGUUGGGCGUGUGUACCGUGGAACAACCCCUAUGCGUAGUUAUGGAGUACAGUGAGCACGGUGACCUCAACCAGUUCCUCAAGACGCACGUGCCCGUCGAAGCUGCUCGAAACCUGCCGCCCACUGUGAAAACUUUGAGUUUCCAAUGUCUGCUGUAUCUCGCCACACAGAUAGCGUCAGGAAUGCGUUACUUGGAAUCGUUGAACUUUGUCCACCGUGAUUUGGCUACCAGGAACUGUUUGGUGGGAAAAGCGUACAAGGUGAAAAUCAGCGAUUUCGGCACCGACAACGAAGCGUAUUCGGCCGACUACUACAAACUGGACGGAAACCUCGGGCUACCCGUCCGAUGGAUGUCGUGGGAAUCGGCGUUCUUGGACAAGUACUCGACGAAGAGCGACGUAUGGUCGUUUGCCGUGACCCUAUGGGAGAUCCUGCACCUGGCCAAGUCGCGACCGUUCGAGGGGUUCGCCGACCACAGGGUGGUAGAGAACCUGUCGCACAUGCACGUGGACGACGGCCUGUUCGAGUACCCGGCCCGGCCAGCGUGCAGCCGGGACAUCUACGACCUGAUGCGCGAGUGCUGGAAGCGGCAGGAGUCAGACCGACCCACAUUCCGGGAGAUCCACCUGUUCCUGCAGCGCAAGAACCUCGGCUACGCGCCCGCCGCCGCUGCGUCAUGACGGUCCGGCGGUGGCAGCGGCGGUCGGCGGGGCGAGCCACGCGAAGGGUGGCCGUUCGUGCUCCGGCAAAACGCGUCCUACCUGCCCGGGUGUGAUGCAGACUGAAGAGCGCCGGGGAACCCGACGGCACCCACCACCGAUUUGGCGAUGGGGUGGGUCACCGGUGGGCUUGGAACCGUCGACUGUCCGACACCCACGCCGCGUCUGACAUUAUGAUAAUUCACUGCUUCGACAAUCUCUUUGGCGCGCGGGUUCUAUGUUAUUAUAAUAAUUAAUAGCUCGCGGAGCCGUCACCGAACGUACAAAGUGCGUCGUUUGUUUGUUUAUAAAUUGUUUGUUUUUAUCUUUUCUUUCUCUGUUUAAUAAUACCGACUACAAUAAUGAUAUGAAAUUAUAUCAUAUUGACGAGUCGACUACUAUCUCCUAUAUGCCAUAAUUGACCUUUGUAUAAGUAAUCCACCGAACCAAAUGAAUUAGUACCGUCCGUUCUUGGUCAUUAACGGUCGUGUACCUAGUUCGCGCGGUAUCUAUUAUGUUGUAGUAUGUACAUACAGAUAAAUAUUGAAAUUAUAUUAUAAUUAAUAUAUUGUAAUAAAUUGUAUAAACGCUAAAUAUAAAUAGACUGAUAGAAAAAAUAGGCAAUAUCGAUGGGACGAAUCGCGUCGAGUCCGGCGUCGUAUUUUAUCCACGUCAAUCCGUAUUACAGACGUAAUAUUAUUAUUAUUUCGUGUAUCAUAAACAAUAAAUUCGGACUUGCGCGGACGCAAAUCGUUUAGUAACUGUUGCUUGUUAUUUUAGAUUCUUCUCGUCGUGAUUAGAGUCAUCUCUGUUGUACAUUAAACGACGUUUUGUGUAAAACGCUGAUAAUCGAAUGAAUUAACAUAUCUGCUAUUUCCGUUUUAAUCGCUUAUAUUAUCAUGGCGAUUCUAGUGGAAAUGUAGUUUGCCUAUAUAAUGUUGUAACAAUAUUGAUAUUAUUAUAUUAGGAAUGUAUAGUCGACCGAUUGAUUUUGUCCCUCACCCCUCACACCUCCUCCCGUCAAUCGUUCGAUGUUAUCCUCAAAUGUUUAUAACAACCGACUGCCGUCGAAGAUACAAUAAUUGCAAUAAUGUACCUACGUUGUUAAGACAUUUUAAUCAUUACAUAAUAUAGCAUUGUACAUAUAGAAUAUUUAUAAAUAUUAAUAAUAACUAGUCAAGCCUUUUUGUAUUUUAUUUUUAAUUUUUACUCGAGACGAAUGAUAUGUACAUAAAUAAUUUGUUCGGCUAAUGUACAAUAUUUUACACCUGUUUAAGCAUAUUCAACCUGUAUCAUAUUUUUUUUUUUUUAUAUAGAUUGUGAUAUUUAAGUUACUUUCAAAAUGUGACACUUUUAUAUAGUACACUCUAGAUAUUAUAUUAUUAUUACAUGUAAUAUGUUUAUUGUUAAAAUCAUCAACUUACUCGUUUUUGAAUAUUGUAUAAUAUAUUAUUUAAUUUUGAUUUAUUUAUGAAAAUGUACACAACAUAUUUUAUAUUUCGACAUAUCAUUUAUUUUGUUUUUUUCAAAAAGAAAACACCGCUUGACCCGCAUCUGUUUCGUGUCAAAACCUAUUCCCAUCGCAAUAACAAUAUAUAUUAUAUAUAUGUGUGUAUAUAAUAUAUACUAUAAUACUGUCUA
Messenger RNA from Metopolophium dirhodum (rose-grain aphid), 4961 nucleotides. RefSeq names its product discoidin domain-containing receptor tyrosine kinase B-like. The record is from RefSeq and is a predicted model, not a curated record. Gene Ontology annotation, biological process: multicellular organism development; protein phosphorylation; cell surface receptor protein tyrosine kinase signaling pathway. The transcript has 18 exons. Gene Ontology annotation, cellular component: signaling receptor complex. NCBI's taxonomy places the organism in Eukaryota, Metazoa, Arthropoda, Insecta, Hemiptera, Aphididae. The coding region runs from base 540 to 3302 and encodes 920 amino acids. Gene Ontology annotation, molecular function: ATP binding; collagen binding; protein tyrosine kinase collagen receptor activity.